AUGUCCAGCUUGUCCGCAUGCCGACGCAGGGGUAAACAGCAGGUCCUCCAAGCGCGUUGUCCUCGACUUGAGAGGCGCAUGGUCCUCCAAGCGAGUCCUCCAGAGCCCAUGUUGCCUGGCCGCCACUCGUCGGUCACCAUCACAGCAUGCCAUGCUCCGCCCCCAAUUGCGCCUUCGCCAACGCACCAUAUUGCCUAUCCAACUGUUUCAACCCUAAAAUCGACUUUUGUCCCAAUGUUCGCUAUGGAUACCCGUCAGUUUGUAGAGUUGUCGCAAAUACAACCUAUGGACGAGUCUCGCUCUUCUACCUGGAACACAAACCAAGACAACUACAUGUACCCAUACAAGCAGCAUACAGUAAAUUUUCCCUUAGAAAACAACUUCUGUUUCGAUGAACUCGAUGACGGUAGCAUCAACGUUCCACCCAUACAGCGCUUCAUGGACGACCCGUACCCCUUCAGCAGCGGCAUGUUGCAGGCAAAUAUGCCCCUAUAUAGCCAGUACGCAGCAUAUCUAGAACACCAAUGGCACCCAUCGGAUAGUCUUCGACAUCCCUCUCCUGACUGUACGUCCUCUGGCAACACUAGUCAGAAUACCCAAGAUGAAUUGCGGUCUCCGUACAUGUACCAUGCUACUCCAUACACCGGUCCGAUGGAAUACCCUCAGGCCUCGUUCCCCUGUUCAUCGAUUGAACAACUUCAUAAUGGCCCUUACCAGUUCGACGUUCCACUGUUUCCAAGUAACUGUACCCUUCGUCAACUAGAAUAUAGCCCCGUGACGGAGGCAGUUGCAGAGGAAGUUGAAGAUGGUAAUGCUAAACAAGAGGCCAUCCCUAGCCACGAGCAAGGAACUGUCAAGACAGAAGAGACAACAGAGUACACAGCUUAUGCAGACUCGGCAAUUGGACUCUCCACACGAGACGCUCAAUCAGUCGAACCAGUUGACCCAGUCGAUUUCCCUGAAGAGUCCACUUCGGAUUCCGAGUACAGUCCAACGUCCAGUCGGUCGAACAAGAGGAAAAGGUCUACAGUAUCGAGCAACAACUCUAUUCGUACAUCAAAGCGCCGCGCACAUGCUCGCAAAGACUCCCAAACAACAAGUCCCAUGACAUCGAUCAAAUCGGAGAAGAAACAACGCAGGACCUCGAAGGCCUCUCAGAGCCCUAUCGAUCUGAGCACUCACCCUGACUAUCGCCGCCCCUUCCCUUGCCCCUUCGCUGUAUACGGCUGCAAGUCCGACUUCGUUUCCAAGAACGAGUGGAAGAGGCACGUCAGCACUCAACACAUUAAGCUCGGCUACUGGCGCUGCGAUCUCUGCCCGUCAUCGGUAGACCCAGAUGAUAACGCUCUAUACCACAACGACUUCAACCGCAAAGACCUCUUCACACAGCAUCUCCGCCGCAUGCACGCCGCUCCCAAAGACAAGUCUCCCCGGUCCACCAAGGAGUACCCCGUCACCGAAACCAACCUCCCCGAGCACCAGAAUCGCUGCAACCGCUGGCUGCGCGACCCGCCACAGCAUUCCAGCUGCCUCUUUUGCAACUCCGAAUUCAAAGGCCCAAACUCUUGGGAUGAGCGAAUCGAGCAUAUCGGACGCCAUCUUGAGAAGGACCACGCGAGUCGGGCUGAUAUGCUUGACUGCGCUACAUGGUACAAGGAUACGAGGCUUGAGUGUUAUCUGCUCGAUGAGGGUCUUAUCGUACGAAACGGUAGUGGUUGGAGGAUUGGUGACGGUAAUCCCUGUAGGGUUGCUCUUGUGGAAAGUGAUGUAGAGUCUGAGGAGGAAUGAAAGGGAUCAAGCCCAUGGCAUUUUUUCGUUUUGUUUGUAUUUUGCAGCUCAUUGCGAGCGACCUUGGUUUUUUUUUCGGAUUCUGUUUGGAAAGACAUGAUGCUGAUGCACGGUCAUUAUAGCUGGAUACCCCCCUUUUGUAGCUGUUAUUAAGAUAUGAUUCUUUUUUCUUUUCCAAAUUUGAUAGCAUAUCUUCAUCAUCACCUGAAUAUACAAUUCUUCUACAC
This is a messenger RNA of Bipolaris maydis ATCC 48331, 2015 nucleotides long. RefSeq lists its product as uncharacterized. Gene Ontology annotation, molecular function: DNA-binding transcription factor activity. The record is from RefSeq and is a predicted model, not a curated record. NCBI's taxonomy places the organism in Eukaryota, Fungi, Ascomycota, Dothideomycetes, Pleosporales, Pleosporaceae.